Molecule: messenger RNA, 1742 nt
Organism: Aureobasidium vineae
Lineage: Eukaryota; Fungi; Ascomycota; Dothideomycetes; Dothideales; Saccotheciaceae
Source: the annotation of a GenBank genome assembly
GUAUGGUAGUCAAGGAAGAUGGGACCAAAUGGGCAUGCCAAUCGUGCCUAAAGGGUCACCGUGUCAGCGGCUGCACCCAUACAGACCGCGAGCUCUUCUUUGUCCCUAAGAAGGGCCGCCCCAUCACCCAGUGCCCGCACUGUCGCGCCGAACGCAAGAAGCGCUCAUCCCAUGUCAAAUGCGAUUGUGGAGAGAAACCCCACACUAAAGAGAAAUGUAUCCAUCUGCGCGAGGCUGAAGCCAAAGCCGCUGCUAUCGCUGCCGCCAACGAGUCCGGCAUACCCAUGCCACCCCCUUCGGCCUCUGGAGAACACCACUCGCCCGAACUCUACUCUGUCGCUGAAGAAUCCCCCUCGUCUGAUGAACAUCGUUGCUGCUGCCCCCACGGCGGGAAGUGUAUCUGUUCAAACCUCAAAGAAUCGUCCCUCGAAGACGCCAAGGAUCACAAGGACCAUAUCGAAGCUUCGUUCAAGAAGGAUACUGUCAAGGAGACAUCGACCGUGCCNAAAAAGUCACUCAGCCAACGCAAGCCACGCCUCACUUCACACCAAUCCGAAGGCCAUCUGACCGUCUUUGCCAACGGCCACCACAAGCCAUGCCAUCGCAACAAUAAUGCUGCUCACGAAUCUGGAGCUCCUUACAAGCUGCCUCGCUCGCACACUCAGCCCGUCUCGACCAAGAGCAACGCUCGCCGUUCCGUAGAUAGCCUUGCUGCAGUCGCCUCGAGCCAGCCACACUCUUGGUUCCAGUCGAACAUGUCCGCCCAUCCAUCAAACGCCAACUCUGGCCAAGCUUCGCCUGUCUCCGCCAUUACCAUGCAGGCUGAAGCCAUGCAGAAAGACGUCAAGCCUCCGGUUGAUGCUCAGCCUCAGUACCCCCUCGCGACCGUCUCGUCAAGUGUUCCAACCUCCAUGUUCGCCGACUUUGGCUUCCCCAGCACCUCUUCCAUCGGCACUACCACUACUGAGUCCUCCAUGCCGUCCUUCUCCUUGCCAAGCUCUGACCUCGGCAUGAGCACUGACUUCUGGAACAACUUCGAUUGGUCCAAGGUCGACACCACUUCCUUUGAUGUUCAGCCUGCUCUGACAAACACUUCUUCUGGCACCAUGUCCGAAGUCGAUGAGAUUCCAGCUACAGAGGAAAUCAAUACUUUCGACAGCAACCCUUACCAGAUGAACAUGCAAGGCCUCGUGGGUACCAACGUCAACAGCAGCACCAACAACUUCGACCUUGAUUUCUCUGUGGCUACUGGACAGUCGAACCGCUGGAGCAUGCCUGUUUACUCCAACCCGAACACAAGCAACAUAGAUCUGGCCUCCAUGACUGCCGACACCUUCACCAAGCCCAAGCAGUCUCCUGAACAGUCCAUGUCACUUGGCCAGUUCUCUGGCUUUGACUUGGCCUCUUCUGUUCAGUCUCAAUCUCCUGCUCAGUCCAACUUCCAGUGGGACCCGGCCCUUAUGGAUUAUGCUAUGGGCAACAACGUUGACAACAGUGCCUCGCUCGCGUAUUCGGUGGCAGGUUCCUCUGGUCCUUCGAUGGCUCCAACUGCCGCUCCUUCCCCUAAGUUCAGUGCAGACACCUCAAACGUCAACGAUCAAUUUUUCGACUUCGACAGUGGCUCAAAACUCGUCAACUGGAACGACGGCAUUAUGGUUCCUGCCGGACAAGACUUUCUUAACACGUACAAUUACGAUCAGAACUUUUCGACAAACGAUUUCAACAACCAGGGCUGGUCAAGC